This is a messenger RNA of Guillardia theta CCMP2712, 1503 nucleotides long. RefSeq lists its product as hypothetical. The transcript has 15 exons. Bases 1 to 1503 code for a protein of 500 amino acids. The record is from RefSeq and is a predicted model, not a curated record. Lineage: Eukaryota; Cryptophyceae; Pyrenomonadales; Geminigeraceae.
AUGGCACGCCUGUUCGGCCUUCUCCCCGCGAUUGCGAUGAUGAUGCAGGCGAUGGAGGCGAGCAUGGCAUCGCAGGCAAGACUGAGGUCGUCCGGCACCGAGCUCGCCAGAAUCUUUACCCGCUGGAGGUGGCGACUUGCUAUCAGUGUCCGAGUCGAGAAGAUCAGCACCUUAGCUCGUCUUGAGGGCGAUGCGUCAGGGUCGAGUUUCCAGCCAUCUUGCUUCGAUGCCAAGAUCGAGAUCGAGCAUGAUUGCUCCGAGGCGAGAACAUGUGGCUGCAUGAGCAGUGUUCUGUCGAUUCAGAUCGUCAACGGGGGAGAGAUAGUUCGAACUCGUCUGGACGAGGUUUCAAAUGUCUUUGAAAGAGAAGCCGUCACAUUCAAUGUCACCUUGUGUGCACCAGAAGCUGUGACUGGCAAAGUGACUGAAACGUUCCACGUCGGCUUGAUGACGUCACUGUCACGGUCGGAAGGGGGCAGGCCAGUCUCAUGGACCUGUGCGAACAUAUCAAGCUCUGGACAAGUCGGAGAUUGCGAGAUCGAGAAGAGCUCGAAAGAAUCUUCUACAGUGGUUGUGACAGGAAUCUCUAAGGGAAAUGAAAGCUGUGCGAACCCGGAGGCUGCAUCGAAUCUGUUGAAAGAUGCGAGAAGUCACAUGCAGGCUGGACGCUUUUCGAGCGCGCUACUCUCUUUGAAACAGAUCCUUGAGGACGAGCGAUCAGAGAUGAAGGAGUACAAGGUGCAGGCAGCGAGGCUGAGAAACUCUCUCCUUCCUCCAUUGCUGCUAUCUCACAGAUGUUGUGACUCUUUGAAUCCUCAUUGCGCAUCUCUCGACAAAUCUCUUCUGUUUGCGACUGAUUCUUGGGUAGAGGAGGACAUCAUCAAAAUUGUCGGGAGAGAUCAGUGCAGCGGGCUGUUUGUAGAGAUCGGAGCAGGGGAUGGCGUUUCCAACAGUCCGACGCUUUUCCUGGAGAAGUUCAUGGGAUGGAAAGGAGCUCUCUUCGAGGCAGAGCAGGAGGAGCUGGUGUCCUGCCAUAGUGACGACGAUGAACAGGAUGAUGAGGAGAAUUUCAAGUUGCUCGAGAGUAAUGGUAGAUCAGCUGCCAAGUACAAAGACGGCUUCCGAACUAGUGGAGGUGGAGUAUUUGACGCUCGAGAUGCCAUCAAAAAGAUGUUUGAUUCCUCCAAGGACGGAAUCCAGAUCAUCUUCCUUAAUCUGGCUGGUGAACUACAGCUGGAGGCACUGAAGGCCAUGAAGUUGGAGCCGUCGGCUGGUGAAGAGGGGAUGCUAGUUCCAUACACAUACCUGUUGGCGGUGGAGCAUGACGGGACGAUACACGAGGAGGCCAAAAGUCUUCUAGCUGCCAAGGACUACGCCUGGAGAGCAGGUGCAGGCGAAGAAGGAAAGGGACGACGAUACGACAUCUACCACUACACCUUCCCGAGUCAUCUGAUGGAGGCCAUGAUGAACCAGGCCGCUAGUCAAGCAAGCUCAGCCUCAUGA